AUGCGUAAGGCGCCCAGGUUUUCGCCGCGCCAGAAACACAAUUCGUUGUCUUCCCAACACCAUCCAAAAAAAGAAAUGGAUUCCUUCCAGCAACAGCCACCGACCCCUGGUAGAGCAAUAGGACAAAUGCUGAUUCCCCCAGAGCAGCAGGUGGGAGAGAAGGACUCAGUGUACCUCACCAAGGACUUCAACCAGCUGAUGUUGAACCCUGAGCUGCCAGGAGGAAACAGGGGCCAACAGAGGACAAAGGGGCCCGAGAACAACCUGUACAACCAGUACGAGGAGAAGGUGCGCCCGUGCAUCGACCUCAUCGACUCCCUUCGGGCCCUGGGCGUGGAGCAGGACCUGGCCCUGCCCGCCAUCGCUGUCAUCGGGGACCAGAGCUCGGGCAAGAGCUCUGUGCUGGAGGCUCUGUCGGGAGUCGCCCUUCCCAGAGGCAGUGGAAUUGUAACCAGGUGUCCCCUGGUGCUGAAAUUGAAAAAGCAGACGCACGAGUGCGUGUGGAGGGGGAGGAUCAGUUACCGGAACGUGCAACUCCAGCUGCAGGACCCCUCCCAGGUGGAGAAGGAGAUCUACAAAGCCCAGAACAUCGUGGCUGGAAGUGGAGUUGGCAUCAGCCACGAGCUCAUUAGUCUGGAGAUCACUUCCCCUGAGGUUCCGGAUCUGACCCUCAUUGACCUUCCCGGCAUUGCCAGGGUAGCCGUGGGAAAUCAGCCCCAGGACAUCGGACUACAGAUCAAGGCACUCAUCAAGAAGUACAUCCAGAGGCAACAGACGAUCAACUUGGUGGUGGUCCCCUGUAACGUGGACAUCGCCACCACGGAGGCGCUGAGCAUGGCUCAGGAGGUGGACCCUGAUGGAGACAGGACCAUAGGAAUCCUGACCAAACCAGAUCUAGUGGACAAGGGCACUGAAAAAAUCAUCGUGAAUGUGGUGCAGAACCUCACCUACCGCCUCAAGAAGGGCUACAUGGUCGUCAAGUGCCGGGGCCAGCAGGAGAUCACAAACAAGCUGAGCUUGGCUGAGGCAACCAAGAAAGAAAUGAUGUUCUUUCAGACACACCCGUAUUUCAGUGCUCUCCUGGAGGAAGGAAAGGCCACGGUGCCCCGUCUGGCAGAAAGACUUACCACUGAGCUCAUCUUGCACAUCAAUAAAUCACUCCCGUUGUUGGAAAAUCAAAUAAGGGAGAGCCACCAGAGGGCGACAGAGGAGCUGCGCCAGUGUGGAGAGAACAUCCCCAGCAAUGAAGCUGAUAAAAUGUUCUUUCUGAUUGAGAAAAUCAAAAUGUUCAAUCAGGACAUUGAAAAGCUAAAAGAAGGAGAAGAAUUUGUAAAGGAGAAAGAGACCCGCUUAUAUAACAAAAUCAGAGAGGAGUUUAAAAAGUGGGUUCUCGUACUUUCAGCCAAUACCCAAAAAGUUAAAAAUAUUAUUCAUGAAGAAGUCUCAAAAUAUGAAAAGCAGUAUCGCGGCAAAGAACUUCUUGGAUUUGUCAACUACAAGACGUUUCAAAUCAUCGUGCAGCAGUACAUUGAACAACUGGUAGACCCCGCACUCGGCAUGCUCCAGAAUACUGUUGAAAUUAUCUGGCAAACUUUCAUUGACACAGCCAGAAAACAUUUUAGCGAAUAUUCCAACCUUCAUCAGAGAGCCCAGCACGUGAUUGAGGAGAUAAAAAUGAAACAAGCGGAAACAGCAGAAAAUCUGAUCCGACUUCAGUUCAGGAUGGAGCAGCUGGUUUUCUGUCAAGACCAGAUUUACAGCGCGGUUCUCAGCAAAGUCCGAGAAGAGAUUUUUAACCCGUUGGGAAAGCUUCCACAGAAUCUAAAUUUGAAAUCGUCUGUUUCAAAUGAUACCUCUUCGAUUUCCUCCAUCACUGAAAUUGGGGUCCACCUGAAUGCGUAUUUCUUGGAAACCAGCAAACGUCUCGCCAACCAGAUCCCAUUCAUAAUUCAGUAUUUUAUGCUCCAAGAGAACGGCGAUUGGUUGCAGAAAGCCAUGAUGCAGAUACUGAACGAAAAAGAGCACUAUAGCUGGCUGCUCCAAGAACAGGCUGAGACCUCCACCAAGAGGAAUAUCUUGAAGGAGAAAAUUUACCGGCUCACUCAGGCGCGGCAUGCCCUCUGUAAAUUCUCCAUUUAAAAGCGGGUAGAUUCGUGGAAAUGCAGCAGCGCUUUUGGGUUUUUUCUUGUGUGCAUUUAUUAUAACAGGAGGCGGCACAAGAAGUGGCUUCUCCUUUGGGGCCAGACUUUGCUGUUGCUGUGUGGGGCCAUCUUCACUGCACUGCACUCAGCACCAGAGUUCACAUCUGAAGGCCACAUUC
Molecule: messenger RNA, 2320 nt
Organism: Ceratotherium simum simum (southern white rhinoceros)
Lineage: Eukaryota; Metazoa; Chordata; Mammalia; Perissodactyla; Rhinocerotidae
Gene: MX2
Product: MX dynamin like GTPase 2
Biological process (GO): synaptic vesicle budding from presynaptic endocytic zone membrane; receptor internalization; defense response to virus
Cellular component (GO): plasma membrane; nucleus; synapse
Molecular function (GO): microtubule binding; GTPase activity; GTP binding
Source: RefSeq, a predicted model, not a curated record